Aspergillus neoniger CBS 115656 is the source of this 1260-nucleotide messenger RNA. Its product is annotated as ABA 3 protein. The transcript has 4 exons. Lineage: Eukaryota; Fungi; Ascomycota; Eurotiomycetes; Eurotiales; Aspergillaceae. The record is from RefSeq and is a predicted model, not a curated record. Bases 1 to 1260 code for a protein of 419 amino acids.
AUGAAGUACUUCUCGAACGCACGGGGCCGCGCAGUGCCUGCAAAACCACGGAUGUCCGAUGACGAAAAGAGUAGGAUAACGAGGAAAUCUCUGAUGCUUGCGAUAACAUUUAUUCCAACGACAGAAAACAUAGCUCUUCAAAACAAAUGGUUCUAUCCAAGCGACAUAGCCCAUGAUCUGGAUGGCAUCGAUCUACCAACAGAAGUAAAGGGUGAAAUUCUGGCAUGCGCUUGGGAAUACACCCGGUGUGUGAUCCCACAAUACAGUAACUGGAAGCGCUAUGUCGCUUUCAUGCGCAUUAUCAUUAUCAGUGUCAUCAGCGAGUUCCGCGGAGACAUGGUGGACGUGGUUGCCGGUCCCGAAGUCCUAGGCUACGACCUUGAUGCCGUCUUGAAUGCCCUCUUCCACGAUACGCCGGGACAUCACGCCAUGGUCCGUGAGUAUAAGUGCUCCCUUCUGGUUACAACUGAGAAGGCGAGUCACAAGCGAUAUGAUAGUGAGAUGUUUCGUCGGUAUGUGAAUGCUCUUGUUGGCUCUCCACAACAAUGGUUUCGAAUGCGGGAUUGUGACGCCUUGGCCCGUUUCACAAUUGCUGCAGCUCUUUCCUGUAAUGAUCUCGACACCUGGUAUACGGACGCGCAGUACGACAUCCUGUGUGAGAUUGGGGAUACUAUGUAUGAUGCGGUGGCCUUCUUCAAGCAUCGAUCCGAGGGAGAGACAAACAGCACUUUUGCCUACAUACCGGAGGAUGAGCGCAUCAGUGCUUUUCACGAAGCGCGGCAAGUCCUGUGGACAUUGGAUGUAGCAAUGGCAGGCAAGCCCGGCCAUACAAUCGUCACCAACUUCGUCCGCAACCUUGGUGGGCCAAUUCACAUGACAAUGCGGCGAUAUCGGUUCGUCGAAGAGGGGCUCACCAUUGGUAAGACUGAGUCUGAGGAGAUCAUCAACGAAACUCGGCAGAACUUCAAGCUUUGGAACCGCUUGGAUGCAGAUUCAGUCACGUCCCUCGAUAUCAAGCAUUAUGAUAUGCUUCUUUCCCGGUGUGAUGACCUCAUGUUUCCGGGUUUGGCGGAAUGGCUGGAAGCCGACAGCCAGCAUUGUACCCAGUGUGUAUACCGCAAGGCAUAUGGUGCACAGAGGGCCCAUUGCUUCGGUGGCGUGGAACUCUGCAGCAAGUGUCGUGAUGUGUGGCGCGAGUACCUCAAGACGCUGCCUGAACGCACGAAGCAAGCAUUUCCGGAUCUUGCCCUGGAGAUAUGA